Molecule: messenger RNA, 1029 nt
Organism: Lathyrus sativus (Indian pea)
Lineage: Eukaryota; Viridiplantae; Streptophyta; Magnoliopsida; Fabales; Fabaceae
Source: the annotation of a GenBank genome assembly
AUGGAGCUAUUCCCAGCACAACCAGAUUUAUCAUUGGAAAUCAGUCUUCCAAACAACAUACAAACAUCAUCAAGAUGGAGAAGAAAUUCAGAUGAUAAAGAUGAAGAAGAAAUGGAUUUAAGAUUUUGGAAAAAAUCAAACACCUUUGAUCUUUCUCUCACAAAUCCAUUAUCUUCUUUUUCUUCUUCUACUGCUUCAAAUUCAAACCUCAACAAUCUCAUAACUCACUCUUUUCAACCGUUUCAUCAAAACCAAAACAAUUACCAAAGAAGCCUAAGUGAAGAACUAGGGUUUCUAAAACCUAUAAGAGGAAUUCCACUUUAUCAAAAUCCUCCUCCUCCUCCUUCUUCUUCUGUUGCAUUGUUUUCUCAACCAUCCUUUGAUCCUGCUGCUAAUUCUUCAAUUUCCACAACUUUUCAUUCUCAAAAUUUCAUGAGAUCAAAGUUAUUACCGCGGUUUCCUUCAAAACGUAGCAUGAGAGCUCCAAGGAUGCGUUGGACUUCCACUCUUCACAAUCGCUUUGUUCAUGCUGUUGAGCUUUUAGGUGGCCAUGAAAGAGCUACACCAAAAUCAGUUCUUGAACUUAUGGAUGUCAAGGAUCUAACCCUAUCACAUGUUAAAUCUCAUUUGCAGAUGUACAGGACUGUUAAAAUUACUGAUAGAGCAGCAUCACCAGGGAAAUUUGAUAUAUAUGACAAUGGUUCAUCAGGAGAUAAUUCUGAAGACUUCAUGUUUGACAUAAACUCUUCAACAAGGUCUAAUGAUCUACAGGUUAAGUUGCCUAGAGAAAUUACUACUAAUCAAGAUAAAGAAAAUCAUGGCUUUUGGAGCAUUUCUUCAAGUAACAGGGAAGCUUGGUUGCAUGGUAAGCCAGUAGAAUCUGUUGGAAACUUGCCUUCUCUUGAGGGAAUGGAUCCAAAGUGUCUAAGCAAUGAAAGAAAUUCAUCAGAUGGAAGCACUUCCUCAAACAUUUCAGAAACAAGUCUUCAGAAUCCAAAUUUGGAAUUCACAUUGGGCAGGUCAUUUUGA